Molecule: messenger RNA, 1952 nt
Organism: Porites lobata
Lineage: Eukaryota; Metazoa; Cnidaria; Anthozoa; Scleractinia; Poritidae
Source: the annotation of a GenBank genome assembly
AUGUCGAAGAGGACAAAGAAACCACAAAUUCACCGGUUUUUCGGACCGUCAUCAGCAAGAUAAGCAUUAAUAGAUUAGUCUAUUACACGAGUACGCUUAAUUCUAGCAAGCAGACAGUGCUUAUUUCUCGAGAGUUGUUUCACGAAUCGAUUUAAAACUGAAAUAUCAUAAGUUUACAUUCUAAAUUUUCUUCCCUAGAUCGGAGACCAGCGAAGAUAAUGAGUCUUUUGACCAAUCAUCUAAUUCUUCUAGCAGUUUGAAUGAGAGCUCGAGUAGUGCAAAGAGGAUUCGUUGCUCUAGCGAUGCCGGUAAGAACAUUUUCCAUAACAAAAAAUACUACAAGCUAUCAAUUUGGCACUUGUCAACACUUUUUUUUAUUUUGUGUUUACAGAGACCGAAAAAGUGACCCAAACAGGUACAGGCAGUGAAGAUUUGCCAGUGACCGUCGCUCGACAAAAUGAGACAACUCUAUCUUCUUCAAAGCAAGGUAUUUCAUUUUUUAAAUACGUGAUAUAAAUCAGAAAGCUUAAGCUUAUAUAUUACAUAAAAAUGGAAAACGUCAUUGCCAUCAUCACAGCUCGGACACAAUUUUAGGUGCAAAGCAGUGCUACUUAACUUCACUUAUGCUUUUUAAAGCAGAAUUCUGUUCUCUACGUGACAAUCCAGACUAACCAUGAAAAUUUGUAAACAUGUGGGAUAAGUCGAGUCACGAUCAUUAUCAGUUUGAUGCCGCUUUGUUGGAGACCUCUAAUUAAAGUUAUUUCCGACACAUGUUUCUUUGCCGGCGGAAUGAAUAAAAUGAACAACGUAAACAAGGUCCAUUAUGUCUGAUUUGGGCAUUUUCCAAUAUUUUCUCAGGUGCUACCAUGAUGAGUCUUCCUCGCAAAGUCCUUUUGGACGCUCUCAUUGGAAGAACGCAUGACACACCUAAUGCACCAGUCUGCAGAUAUCUUUAUGAUGUCAUGCAUGAUUCUAGUCUUUGGAGAACUGUUUACUCAAACGCUGAAUUUAUUAUUCAUUCGUUUAAUUCGUUAUUUAGACACGAUACGGAUUUACGGCAUCUAGGCUUUAGACAUUCGCAAAGACCUCUAACGUUUAUUACUGACGCUUUUUUUAUUGAACAAAAAUUAAUGAAUUGUUGCAACUUAAUAUCUUUGGAUCUUGGAUACAAUACGUCGAUUUCUUCUUUACACUUUGUGAGACAUAUGCCUAGUUUAAGGGAACUUGAUAUAUUAAGUUGCCAAAAUAUUACAUUAGAACGUCUAGUAACUUCCCUUUACAAAAAAAAUAAUACACUAGAAAUAUUAAGAAUGCCUAAUUGUUGUCAAGUAGGCGGAAUUUCCUUAGUGUCUGUAGUAAAAUCCUUACCUGACAUUAAAAUUGUCGACGCUGGUGGAUCUGAAAUUAUUUCCGUAAAUCAAGCUCGAGAUAUUUUGCAGAAUUGCCAACUCUCCGAAUUUUCUUUUUCCCCUAACUGGGAUCACCCAAAUAUGUGGGAACGAUUUUUCACUGAUUUUAAACAUGUCAAGUUGGGUUAUUUAACUCUUUAAACUAGAAGUCCACAGAAAUAUUGUGCAAGUCAAACACCCUGGCUUUCCCUACGAGGAAAAAGAACAUUAGUUGUAUUGUAAAAAUUGUGCGAUUUCUGUUACCUGUCCUGUUCUAAACGUAUGUCAAAACGGUAUUAAAAUAAUUUUAAAAAGGUCGUACAAUGGCGAUUUGCUUUCAUUGCAGCGUCACAGACUGAUAAAGAUGGAGAUGAUCCUGCUUGUCAUGGUUCGGUUCAUGACGUUGAUGUUGGUGCUCUUUUCCGUCAGAAAACAGCUUUCAAGUCUCUAAAUCAAGCUGAGAAACUCAACAUCAUAAAUAACCAUUUUCGACCAGGGGAUAAUUAUGCUUUCCCUAAAGUUUUUAUGAAUGGUUGUAAUCGGUCUUUCCAAAGAUCCUGGUAG